Oryzias melastigma (Indian medaka) is the source of this 1322-nucleotide messenger RNA. RefSeq names its product zinc finger protein 572. The record is from RefSeq and is a predicted model, not a curated record. The transcript is spliced from 2 exons. The coding region runs from base 261 to 1148 and encodes 295 amino acids. NCBI's taxonomy places the organism in Eukaryota, Metazoa, Chordata, Actinopteri, Beloniformes, Adrianichthyidae.
AUUUAUUUAUUUAUGUUUUGUGGUUCUUAUGUGUUUUCAACGGAUUAAAACUAAUGUUUAAGUUAGAAUUUCUUCUACUUUAACAGUGGCAGAAGCGGUCCUCCGCGGCAGCAGGGGGCGCCAAAGCGAAGAGAUUUCUUUAGUUUCAGUGUAAACCAUUGAACGGAGGAACUCCUCGUCUCUCGCCGUCGCUUCUUGAUAAAUCCCGGUCGGUGUCCCCCCUCCCGCUCCGUCUCCGGUUCCCGGGCUGCCCGUCCGUCAUGCUGGGGGAACAACGGCUCCGGCUGCUGGUCCGCGAGCGGCUCGCAGCGGCGGCGGAGGAGAUCUUCGGGCUCGUGGAGAGGACGGUCGCGGAGUACCGGGAGGAGGUGGUCCGCUCCCGGCGGGAGAUCCUGCAGCUGCGGGAGCAGGUGGAGCGGCUGAGCGAGCUCCGCCCGCCGGUCCUCUUACCCAAAGCAGAACCGCUGCAGCCCUCAGAGGAUCCGGACCACAGAACCACGGUGGAGACAAAGGAGGAAGUGGACGGUGUGCAGGUCAAACAGGAGCCGCCUGAUCUCUUCUUCCUCGCAGAUGUCCAGGAGAGUCCUCCAGAGGACGCCACGUUGCCUCACUGUGACCUCGAGGCGGCUGCUCGCGGCGUCACCGUGACGCUGAGCGAGGAGGACUGGAGGGGGGGCGAAGGCUCGUCCUCGGGUCGCAAGAACAAGACGGCCUGCCGCUUCUGCGGCGCCGCCUUCAAACGCGACUGCGACCUCCUCAGGCACACGGCCGAGUCUCACUCGGGGAGGAAGGCCUUCAAGUGCCCCGAGUGCGGCAAAGAGUUGGCCCGCAGGGACAGCCUGGUGCUGCACCUGAGGACCCACAGGGGCGAGAAGCCGCACCGCUGCCCCUUCUGCGGCCGCUUCUUCUCGCAGACCUCCAACCUGCGCGUCCACAUGAGGAAGCACACGGGCGAGAAGCCGUACUACUGCGGCUGCUGCCAGAAGAUGGUGGCGCACUCCUACCACCUGAAAAUCUGCCUCCAGCGGACCUCGGCCCAGGCCAGGACCGCGGGGGCGAGGGCUUUCCGCUGCCCCCGCUGCGGGAAGAAGUUCUGUACGGCGGCCGACCUGAAGGUCCACAAGAGGAUCCACGAGGCCAGGAAGUGACCGGGUCCACCGGCUGGACCGGGACCAGAACUUCAGAGCUCGUCUGUAGUCUCUGGAGGUUCUACGAUGAUAAUUCGUCUGAGUUUAUGAACGCCGCAUCAGUUUUGUUGGUUUGUAAACACUUCCGGAUCUGUUCAGCUGUUUUUCUCAUUAAAUUCACAAACUGUUGCUUCA